Chaetomium strumarium is the source of this 3870-nucleotide messenger RNA. RefSeq lists its product as uncharacterized. The coding region runs from base 1 to 3870 and encodes 1289 amino acids. Gene Ontology annotation, cellular component: cytoplasm; nucleus. Lineage: Eukaryota; Fungi; Ascomycota; Sordariomycetes; Sordariales; Chaetomiaceae. The record is from RefSeq and is a predicted model, not a curated record. The transcript is spliced from 3 exons. Gene Ontology annotation, molecular function: mRNA binding.
AUGUCCGACCAUAUCGCGGCCGAGCCUAGCGCUGCAAGCAGGCUUCUGCAGCAGCACAUGUCACACCACGUCACGGUCGAGGAUACGGUCGAUGAGGAGCUCUCCUCUAAGCCUGCCGCUAGCACUGAAGCUACCGGGAGCGACGCUCCAACGUCGUCCACAAGCCCUCCCCCCGCUACUAUUGCAACAAAGCAGAAACCUCGUCUGGCAACCGAUUCUCACGAGCUGUUCCCGGAACUCGGUGGGACGACAGCCAAGUCUGCAGCCAACGCCGCGCCUGUCUGGCCUGCGAGGACGAAUGCGAAUGGCAGAGCCAACGGCGCCAGCCCGGCUAGCGGUACGCCCAAACCGUCUGCGCCGACCUCCGGGUCCACCACGCCAACGCUCCCGACGUUGCAUGCUGCUCCGAGCCUCUCCAUCCCAGGCCGGAAUGUCGAGUACAUGCUUCUCGAGCCGCAACAUGUGCUGCCUCGGAGCCAGUUGAAGCGGCCGCUGGCCGACAUCGUCAAGGACUUCAACCGCAAGUCUCGAGCACAGGUCAAGGUGAUUACUCAGCCCGACAACAAGGUUAGGGUUGAGGCCACCGGCCCGCCGGAAAUCGCGACGCAGGCGCUCAAGGACUUUGUCCGGCUGAUCGGUACCAAACUGACGAUCAAGGUACCCAUUCCCCGGUCCGCGAGGGCCCACAUCAUUGGCAAGGGCGGGUCCACGAUCAAGGCCUUGCAGGAAAAGACUGGCGCUCGGAUCCGGAUGCCCAAGGCCGAGGAGGGUCAGUCGCCGGUGGAGGAGGAUGAUGACAGCACAAUCGAUGUCACCAUCGAAGGGAAUUCCCAGGAGGCCGCCGCAGCUCGAAACGAGAUCCUCAAGAUCGCCGGUGAGCGUGCGGGCAGCGUCAACGCCCCGGUAAGAGGCAUUCCUGCCGAAUUCUACCCCUUUAUUGCAGGCCCGAACAACAGCUUCAUCAACACCAUCGAGCAGGACAAGGGGAUCCAAAUCCGAGUCCCACCUUACCAGGCAUGGUCGGCUCAGCCUCCUGUCGCGCCGGUUUCGGGACAACGUCCCGAGUUCGCCCCAGCCGUUGACAGCUUUAUCCAACUAGCUGGCGACCGGGAUGCCGUGCGAGCCGCUCGGGAGGAGAUCGAGAAGCGCGCCCAGGAACUUCGGGAGCAACUGAUCAUGGAGCAGCUCUCCAUCCAGCGGGGGCGUCAUCAAUUCAUCAUCGGGGAUAGAGGCAUCCCGGUGCACAAGUUCUUCGAGGACACGGGAUGCACCAUCGUCUUGCCCAACGACGAUGAUGAUGAUAUUGUCAGGAUCAUCGGCCCCGCCCAUCAGGUCCAGGCUGGCUUGGAGAGAGCGAUGGAUUUGGCAAUGAACAUGCAGUGUUCGAACAUUGACAUCUCCCGUUUCCACCGCCAAGCCCCCGGCGGAGCUGCUGCACACGCUCGGAAUGUCACCAGGUAUCUACGGCAAAGAAGAGAGCUCGAGCGGUUGGAGAAGGAAUAUAAUGUACAUGUCAACACCCCGUUCACGGACGAAGGUGCUUUGCCAUGGGAGCUCUACGCACGCGACGGCAAGAAUGCGAUUAGGGCGCAGUCCGAGAUCAAGAGCUUGAUAGACGGUCACCCUCCGGCUCGGAUCGCUACUGUUGUCGUGGACCCAUUCUUCCACCACUACAUUCGGAACGAGGUCAUGCCCCAAGUGAGGCAGAUCUACGGUGUUCACCUGGUUGUUCCGGAAGCCUCGGAGCCGAAUGCGCCGGUUCUGUUGGUUUACGAAGGCGCCUCAAGCCCCGACUCGUACCAAAUCCCGCGUUCGCAGCCCACCCAGAAAGACCUUACGGAAAUGCAGAAGUGGCUUCAAGAGGCGCAGAGUCAUAUUGCCAACUUGAUGAGCCAGCAGGAAGCCGUGUCCUCCCAUUCCAUGGAAGUCCCUCAAAAGUACCAUGAUAAGCUGCGGAAGUUCAUCAAGAAUGAGCAGGACAGGGCCGCCAACCCGGUUCGCGCGCGCGUCUCGAAUCUCGGCAGCACGGUCACCAUCCGCGGUCCUAGCUCUGUUGUCGACUCGCUCUCGGCUAAGUGUCUCGAGUUCCUGGAGCAAGAGAAGCAGGAUGAAAAGGAGCGUGGCUUCACCCUCGAGUUCGACUUCCCUCAGAAGUUCGCCAACCACCUGAUUGGCAAGGGCGGAAGUAACAUUCGGGAUCUACGCGAGAAGUUCGACGUGGAUAUCCAGGUAGCCGACGGUAAAGUGCAGCUGAAGGGCCCGAAAGCCAAGGCGGAGGCGGCGAAGGCCCACAUCUCCGCCCUCGCCCGUCAGUUGCAGGAUGAGGCGACACACGUGCUCAAGGUUGACCCCAAGUUCCACCGCGAGCUGAUCGGCGCCCAGGGCAGCCAGAUCAACAGGCUGCAGACCCGGUACAAGGUGCUUAUCUUCUUCCCGCGCAACACUAAGAACGCCAAGGACGAUGAGUCUGUUGCUGAGUCGGCCAGCGACUCCGGGAAGUCGCGCCGUCAGCAAGCCCCUGACGAAGUCAUCGUUCGUGGCCCCAAGCGUGGGGCCGAUGAGGCUCGGGACGAGCUGCUUUCACUCCUUCAGUAUCUGAAGGACACUUCCUUUACUGCGACUGUGACUGUCCAGCAAAAACAACUGCCGUCGCUGAUCGGUACCGGCGGUGCUGCCCUGGAGCAGCUACGCCAGGCGACCGGAGCGAAGAUCGAUGUGCCAGGCGCCAAAGAAUCUGCCGCCCCCGAGGUCGAGAUUCACAUCAAGGGCACCAAGACGCAGGUCGCGGCGGCCAAGAAGGCCCUGGAGGAGAAGAAGGCCAUCUUCGAGGACACCGUGGUCAAGACCAUCGAUGUGGACAGAAAGUACCACAAGGCGCUCAUCGGCAGUGGUGGUUCUAACCUCCGCGAACUUGUUGUCAAGGCGGGUGGUUCUGACGACCGCCGCGAGCUGGCUCGUACCAUCCAGUUCCCUAAGCAGGAUACGGAUGGCAACACCAUCAAGGUUGAAGGACGUAGCGCCAUUGUGGACAAGAUCAUUGCCCAAAUCGAAGCCUUUGUGUCCGAGCGUGAAGGUCAAGUUACCGAGGUUCUGGAUGUGCCCGUCGAGAAACAUAGGUCGCUGAUCGGCCGCGGCGGAGAGACCAAGCGGAACCUCGAGGCUCAGUUCAAGGUCUCCAUCGACGUGCCGCGCCAGGGCAGUGGCCAGACGGCCGUCAAGAUUGUCGGGCAGACGGCCGACGUUGAGAAGGCGAAGACUCACAUCCAAUCCAUGGUUAAGGAGCAAGAGGGCGAGUCAAUCCAGGUUCCGCGGGCUCUCCACCACGCCGUCUCCAACAACGGCCAAAUUUUCCGGAAGCUCAAGGGCGACUUCCACGUCACAGUCGACCACGCCGGACACACUGUGCCUCCCAAGCCGGCCACUCCCACCCAAGCCCGUGUCAAUGGCAGCUCCCUCCCCCUGAUCACGGACGACGAGGACGCGGUUGCCGAUGCCCACUCGUGGAAGGUGGUCGAGCAGACAAGCGCUGAAGAAGGCGACAUCCCCUGGGUCCUCCGUGGCUCGGCCGAGAACGUCGAGAAGGCCAAGAAGGCCAUUGAAUCGGCCCUUGAACAGGCUAAAAAGCACAACGCCACCGGUUACCUUAUCCUCCCGGACCCUACGACGUACCGUUUUGUCAUUGGUCAGGGCGGUAGCAAAGUUAACUCUAUCCGCAAGCAAAGCGGGUGCCGAAUCAACGUCCCGCGUGAUCAAUCCCAGGGUGAGGCUAUUGAAGUCAUUGGCACCAAGGAGGGCGUGGAGAAAGCCAAGGACCUGAUCCUGGCUGCUGUGAGGGAAGGUCUGAGCAGCCGGCAGCAGGGGCGCGAGUAG